Messenger RNA from Bicyclus anynana (squinting bush brown), 7301 nucleotides. RefSeq lists its product as uncharacterized. The transcript has 14 exons. The coding region runs from base 136 to 5718 and encodes 1860 amino acids. The record is from RefSeq and is a predicted model, not a curated record. Gene Ontology annotation, biological process: DNA strand elongation involved in DNA replication; mitotic DNA replication initiation; double-strand break repair via break-induced replication. Gene Ontology annotation, molecular function: single-stranded DNA helicase activity; single-stranded DNA binding; ATP binding. Lineage: Eukaryota; Metazoa; Arthropoda; Insecta; Lepidoptera; Nymphalidae. Gene Ontology annotation, cellular component: MCM complex; nucleus.
CAUGACACUGACAGUUGGAAUUGGCGCCAAAGUUUGUUAUGCAUUUUUUUUUUGAAGUCAAGCUCCCUUUCAUCAAGAUUCUUUUUUUUUUGUUAUUAAUUUUCUAAUAAAUUUUCACUUUUAUCCAACAUAAAUAUGGAAGAAGGUGAUUUCGACCAACGUUUAAGGGAUCUGCAACGGGAGUAUCUGGAAUUUUUAGAUGAUGAGGAGGAUCAAGGUGUUUAUAUGGAGAAAGUGAAACUUAUGAUCGGUGAACAGAGUAGGCGACUCAUUGUAAAUAUAAAUGACCUUAGAAGAAAAAAUCCCGAAAGAGCCAAAAACUUACUGGAGACCGCCUUCGAAGAGCAAAUAGCGUUUCAGAAAGCGUUAAAGGAAUAUGUUUCUUCUAUAGACCCGACCUAUGCCAAAGAGCAAGAAGAGUUCUUUGUGGCUUUUUCAGGUAGUUUUGGUACAAAGCAUGUUACACCAAGAAGUUUGACAUCAAGUUAUUUGGGCAAUCUAAUAUGUGUGGAGGGCAUUGUGACAAGGGUGUCGCUGGUGAGGCCCAAGGUGGUGCGCAGCGUGCACUACUGCCCGGCCACCAAGAAAGUGAUGGAGAGGAAGUAUACAGACUUGACAUCCUUUGAGGCGUUCCCUACUACUGCUGUUUACCCUACUAAGGACGAUGAUGGAAACCCUCUAGAAACAGAGUAUGGUCUAUCACGCUACAAAGACCACCAGACCCUGACAAUACAAGAGAUGCCAGAAAGGGCACCAGCUGGACAGUUGCCUCGCAGUGUUGAUGUGGUGUGCGACAAUGACCUGGUGGACAUGUGCAAGCCUGGCGACAGGGUGCAGGUGGUGGGGAACUACAGGUGCCUGCCCAACAAACAGGGGAGCUUCACUGCUGGCACCUUUAGGACAAUUCUCAUAGCCAACAACAUCACCCAAGUAAACAAGGACAUGAACCUCACCAUCUCCCGGGAAGACGUCAAGCUGUGCAAGAGCAUGGCCAAGCGCUCCACCACCGACAUGUUCGAGCUGCUGAGCAAGUCGCUGGCCCCGUCGAUACACGGCCACGAUUACAUUAAGAAGGCCAUCCUUUGCCUGCUACUGGGCGGCAUGGAGAAGAUUCUGCCUAAUGGCACAAGACUCAGAGGUGACAUCAACAUCCUUCUCAUCGGCGACCCGUCGGUGGCCAAGUCUCAGCUGCUGCGCUACGUGCUGAUGACAGCACCUCGCGCCAUCACCACCACGGGCCGCGGCUCCUCCGGCGUGGGGCUCACGGCCGCCGUCACCACCGACCCCGACACCGGCGACCGCAGGCUAGAAGCGGGCGCCAUGGUGCUGGCGGACCGCGGCGUGGUGUGCAUCGACGAGUUCGACAAGAUGUCCGACAUCGACCGCACCGCCAUCCACGAGGUCAUGGAGCAGGGCCGCGUCACCAUCGCCAAGGCGGGCGUGCACGCGUCGCUCAACGCGCGCUGCGCGGUGCUGGCCGCCGCCAACCCUGUGUACGGUCGGGUGAGUGGUCAGCGCUCAGACGAGGGGUGGUGGUCAUCACAGGUGACGGAGCAGGGCCGCGUCACCAUCGCCAAGGCGGGCGUGCACGCGUCGCUCAACGCGCGCUGCGCGGUGCUGGCCGCCGCCAACCCUGUGUACGGUCGGGUGAGUGGUCAGCGCUCAGACGAGGGGUGGUGGUCAUCACAGGUGACGGAGCAGGGCCGCGUCACCAUCGCCAAGGCGGGCGUGCACGCGUCGCUCAACGCGCGCUGCGCGGUGCUGGCCGCCGCCAACCCUGUGUACGGUCGGGUGAGUGGUCAGCGCUCAGACGAGGGGUGGUGGUCAUCACAGGUGACGGAGCAGGGCCGCGUCACCAUCGCCAAGGCGGGCGUGCACGCGUCGCUCAACGCGCGCUGCGCGGUGCUGGCCGCCGCCAACCCUGUGUACGGUCGGGUGAGUGGUCAGCGCUCAGACGAGGGGUGGUGGUCAUCACAGGUGACGGAGCAGGGCCGCGUCACCAUCGCCAAGGCGGGCGUGCACGCGUCGCUCAACGCGCGCUGCGCGGUGCUGGCCGCCGCCAACCCUGUGUACGGUCGGGUGAGUGGUCAGCGCUCAGACGAGGGGUGGUGGUCAUCACAGGUGACGGAGCAGGGCCGCGUCACCAUCGCCAAGGCGGGCUUGCACGCGUCGCUCAACGCGCGCUGCGCGGUGCUGGCCGCCGCCAACCCUGUGUACGGUCGGGUGAGUGGUCAGCGCUCAGACGAGGGGUGGUGGUCAUCACAGGUGACGGAGCAGGGCCGCGUCACCAUCGCCAAGGCGGGCGUGCACGCGUCGCUCAACGCGCGCUGCGCGGUGCUGGCCGCCGCCAACCCUGUGUACGGUCGGGUGAGUGGUCAGCGCUCAGACGAGGGGUGGUGGUCAUCACAGGUGACGGAGCAGGGCCGCGUCACCAUCGCCAAGGCGGGCUUGCACGCGUCGCUCAACGCGCGCUGCGCGGUGCUGGCCGCCGCCAACCCUGUGUACGGUCGGGUGAGUGGUCAGCGCUCAGACGAGGGGUGGUGGUCAUCACAGGUGACGGAGCAGGGCCGCGUCACCAUCGCCAAGGCGGGCGUGCACGCGUCGCUCAACGCGCGCUGCGCGGUGCUGGCCGCCGCCAACCCUGUGUACGGUCGGGUGAGUGGUCAGCGCUCAGACGAGGGGUGGUGGUCAUCACAGGUGACGGAGCAGGGCCGCGUCACCAUCGCCAAGGCGGGCGUGCACGCGUCGCUCAACGCGCGCUGCGCGGUGCUGGCCGCCGCCAACCCUGUGUACGGUCGGGUGAGUGGUCAGCGCUCAGACGAGGGGUGGUGGUCAUCACAGGUGACGGAGCAGGGCCGCGUCACCAUCGCCAAGGCGGGCGUGCACGCGUCGCUCAACGCGCGCUGCGCGGUGCUGGCCGCCGCCAACCCUGUGUACGGUCGGGUGAGUGGUCAGCGCUCAGACGAGGGGUGGUGGUCAUCACAGGUGACGGAGCAGGGCCGCGUCACCAUCGCCAAGGCGGGCUUGCACGCGUCGCUCAACGCGCGCUGCGCGGUGCUGGCCGCCGCCAACCCUGUGUACGGUCGGGUGAGUGGUCAGCGCUCAGACGAGGGGUGGUGGUCAUCACAGGUGACGGAGCAGGGCCGCGUCACCAUCGCCAAGGCGGGCGUGCACGCGUCGCUCAACGCGCGCUGCGCGGUGCUGGCCGCCGCCAACCCUGUGUACGGUCGGGUGAGUGGUCAGCGCUCAGACGAGGGGUGGUGGUCAUCACAGGUGACGGAGCAGGGCCGCGUCACCAUCGCCAAGGCGGGCGUGCACGCGUCGCUCAACGCGCGCUGCGCGGUGCUGGCCGCCGCCAACCCUGUGUACGGUCGGGUGAGUGGUCAGCGCUCAGACGAGGGGUGGUGGUCAUCACAGGUGACGGAGCAGGGCCGCGUCACCAUCGCCAAGGCGGGCGUGCACGCGUCGCUCAACGCGCGCUGCGCGGUGCUGGCCGCCGCCAACCCUGUGUACGGUCGGGUGAGUGGUCAGCGCUCAGACGAGGGGUGGUGGUCAUCACAGGUGACGGAGCAGGGCCGCGUCACCAUCGCCAAGGCGGGCUUGCACGCGUCGCUCAACGCGCGCUGCGCGGUGCUGGCCGCCGCCAACCCUGUGUACGGUCGGGUGAGUGGUCAGCGCUCAGACGAGGGGUGGUGGUCAUCACAGGUGACGGAGCAGGGCCGCGUCACCAUCGCCAAGGCGGGCGUGCACGCGUCGCUCAACGCGCGCUGCGCGGUGCUGGCCGCCGCCAACCCUGUGUACGGUCGGGUGAGUGGUCAGCGCUCAGACGAGGGGUGGUGGUCAUCACAGGUGACGGAGCAGGGCCGCGUCACCAUCGCCAAGGCGGGCGUGCACGCGUCGCUCAACGCGCGCUGCGCGGUGCUGGCCGCCGCCAACCCUGUGUACGGUCGGGUGAGUGGUCAGCGCUCAGACGAGGGGUGGUGGUCAUCACAGGUGACGGAGCAGGGCCGCGUCACCAUCGCCAAGGCGGGCGUGCACGCGUCGCUCAACGCGCGCUGCGCGGUGCUGGCCGCCGCCAACCCUGUGUACGGUCGGGUGAGUGGUCAGCGCUCAGACGAGGGGUGGUGGUCAUCACAGGUGACGGAGCAGGGCCGCGUCACCAUCGCCAAGGCGGGCGUGCACGCGUCGCUCAACGCGCGCUGCGCGGUGCUGGCCGCCGCCAACCCUGUGUACGGUCGGGUGAGUGGUCAGCGCUCAGACGAGGGGUGGUGGUCAUCACAGGUGACGGAGCAGGGCCGCGUCACCAUCGCCAAGGCGGGCGUGCACGCGUCGCUCAACGCGCGCUGCGCGGUGCUGGCCGCCGCCAACCCUGUGUACGGUCGGGUGAGUGGUCAGCGCUCAGACGAGGGGUGGUGGUCAUCGCAGGUGACGGAGCAGGGCCGCGUCACCAUCGCCAAGGCGGGCGUGCACGCGUCGCUCAACGCGCGCUGCGCGGUGCUGGCCGCCGCCAACCCUGUGUACGGUCGGGUGAGUGGUCAGCGCUCAGACGAGGGGUGGUGGUCAUCCCAGGUGACGGAGCAGGGCCGCGUCACCAUCGCCAAGGCGGGCGUGCACGCGUCGCUCAACGCGCGCUGCGCGGUGCUGGCCGCCGCCAACCCUGUGUACGGUCGGUACGACCAGUACAAGACUCCGAUGGAGAACAUCGGGCUGCAAGACUCGCUGCUGUCCCGGUUCGACCUGCUGUUCGUGAUGCUGGACAUCGCCGACGCGGACCACGACAACCUUAUUGCUGAGCACGUGCUGAGGAUGCACAGAUACAGAAAUCCAAAAGAACAAGACGGAGAAGUACUCCCCAUGGGCUGUUCAGUGGAGAUGCUGUCCACAGAGAACCCUGACAAUGAUGAAGUUGCGGACACAAAAGACUCGAUAUACGAGAAGUACGACCCGCUGCUUCACGGCAAGUCGCGCAGCCGCAAGGAGCAGAUCCUGUGCACCAAGUUCAUGCGCAAGUUCAUCCACAUCGCGCGCCUCAUGAAGCCCAAGCUCACGCAGGAGGCGAGCGACUCCAUCGCCGACGAGUACGCCAAGCUGCGCAACCAGGACAUGAUGGACAGCGACGUGGCCAGGACGCAGCCGGUGACGGCGCGCACGCUGGAGACGCUGAUCCGGCUGGCGACGGCGCACGCCAAGUGCCGGCUCAGCUUCCAGGUCACGCACGACGACGCGCUCGCCGCCAUCGAGCUCGUGCACUACGCGUACUUCAAGAAGGUGCUGUCAAAGGAGAAGCGUCGCAAGCGGCGCGCGUCGUCGGCGGACGAGGCCAACGGCUCCGACGCAGAGCAACCCUCGCAGCCCCGGCCGAAGAAGUCCAGACGAACGGAGGGCAGCGAGGGACAGGACCCGUACGAGUUCUCAUCGGACGAGGAGACGGAGCCGGUGCUGCGCGCGGCGCACUCCGCGCAGCCCGAGCCCGAGCAGCGGAGCACCCGCUCGCAGGCUGCCAUCGACCCCACUAGGCUGUCGCAGUUCAAGGCGGCGCUGCAGCAGCUGUUCCGCUCGGAGCGCGCCAACACGCUGCCGCUGGAGCGCAUCGCCGCGCACAUGGCGCAGCAGUUCUGCCACCAGCCCUUCGCGCGCGCCGAGCUGCUGGCCGCUCUGCAGCGCAUGACGGCCGACAACCAGCUCAUGAUGGCGGACGACAUGGUCUUCCUCAUCUGACCGCGUAUCUCAUCUCUUCGUAACGGACUUUUUACAUACUUUCCCCUCUCGGUGACCGCCAGUAGGAAGUCAAAAACUCGUUCAUGGGCGUAGCCAGGAAUCUUUCUUUCUAUCUGGGGGGGGGGGGGGGGGGAGCUGUACUUAAAUUGAGUAUUUCACAUUACAAAUUCAUAGUUUAACUAGUUUUACGCCCGAAACUGAAAUUCAGUUUCAACCUCAAUUUCGUCCUAAACUCGUCACUUUUUCGUAUCAUAAUUUGUUAACAAAGUUAGUUAAAUCUUUUAAUAUCUCAUAAUUUGGUAUGAAGCUCCAUAGGCCAACGCGCACCUAGGGAGGGCACGCCCACCUGUGCCUCGCUACGCCCAUGAACCCAUUGAUCAUGAAGCGCCUCGCUACACUACUCGACUAACUUCGGGACUUUGUUGAAGCGAGUAAUGUAUUUGAGAAAUAGUGCCUUCUAUGAUGGUUAAGUUUGCUCUAAAGUUGGUACAAACCUGUGCACACGGCCCAGUAGCGACAGUGAUUGUGCCAUCAUUUUGUGGUAAAGGAAACAUCUUUAGCAGGUACCAGGACUUGUGACUUUGGGAGUAGGCCUUCCAAAAUGCCAACACUCAUCUUACCUGCCCGACAUGUUCUUCAUGCCCAUACUAAACAAUUUACGAUAAAUAAUUGCAACACAAAACAUUAUUGCACAAAAUCACUAACGCGACUGGCAGCGUGACGGCGUCUACGCUGCCUAACAAACAACUGAUCUAAAGUCAUCAUUUGAUGACUUAAAUAAGAGGGUAUUUACCCUCUUAUUUAUACCAACACUGAUACCUCUCUCUCUCUCUCUCUCCAAUUACCUAAAUAAUUAAUGCUAAUACCACCUGUAAUGAGGAACUUGUAACACUAGUGCUAGCAGUGUAUCUACCAAUAGCUGUUACACUCACUAGUGUAACAACUGAUACCAACAGUUGUUACACUAUGUUGGAUGCAAUUUUUAUGACGUUUCCGAACUUCGUGCUUUAUGCUGCAAAAUACAGGAUUUUAGGUAUCACCCGUUACGCAGGAGCGUGGCAGCAGGGCAACACCCCGCGCUCUUUUAUUUUAGCGUACUUUAUGUAUGACCUGCGGUUUUAUUUCAGACGUCAUAAAGAUCGCGUUCAACUAUAGAUGGCCAUGUAUCCACCGGUAGCUCGAUUAUGAUAUCCACUGGUAGAUUUAAAACAAUCGUUAACAGGCCGUUCAGACUACUUAAGUACGUUAGUCGUGAACAAACAAUUUUUGGAUUUACCUCCCAAAAAUCGUUCGUACUCGACUAAAAUACUAAAGUAGUCUAAACUAGGCCUAAGAGUUGCAGUACAAUAGCUUUACGUUUGACGAAGAAAGAUGAUCAUCAAAUCAUUCAAUCAUUUGAAAAAAUCACCAAAACAAAAAUUGAUUUUUAAUAUUAAGCACCUCUUAACUGCGACUUUGUGUAAUUUCUCACGGUAAGUACAAAUAAGAAUUGUGAUUAUUUUCGUCAAUGGAUAUCAUGAAUCUGUGAAUGUUUACUUGUUUAAGAUAUUAUUAUUUUUAAUAAAAAGUGAUUUUUAAUAAAA